This is a messenger RNA of Babesia microti strain RI, 2013 nucleotides long. RefSeq names its product glucosamine--fructose-6-phosphate aminotransferase (isomerizing). The coding region runs from base 1 to 2013 and encodes 670 amino acids. The record is from RefSeq and is a predicted model, not a curated record. Gene Ontology annotation, molecular function: L-glutamine:D-fructose-6-phosphate transaminase (isomerizing) activity; carbohydrate derivative binding. Gene Ontology annotation, biological process: fructose 6-phosphate metabolic process; UDP-N-acetylglucosamine metabolic process; protein N-linked glycosylation. The transcript has a single exon. NCBI's taxonomy places the organism in Eukaryota, Apicomplexa, Aconoidasida, Piroplasmida, Babesiidae.
AUGGAUGAAAAUAGAAAAGGCGGUGUAUUAAAUUACAUUAGAUGCUUAUCUACAAAUUUAUAUUCAACAGUAUCUCCUUGGAUUAGAUUAAGAAGUUUAAUACCUAGAACGGAAUGCUGUGGAAUAGUAGGAGCAUCAGGAUUUGAUGAUGUUCAGGUUUAUCUAUAUCAAGGUAUUGAAUACUUGCAACAUCGAGGAUACGAUUCUUGCGGUAUUGCAACUAGAAAAGAUGAUGGUUCAUUGGUAAUUACCAAAUGCUCAGGCAAUUCAUCAGUACCUAACAAACAAUCUAAUCCCAUUGAAUGUCUAUCUAGAUUAAAGGAUUUGGCAUCCAACAAUCACUUAAAAUCCAGAACUGGCAUUGGACAUACAAGAUGGGCAACCGUAGGUGGGUUGAACGAUAAAAAUGCUCAUCCGCAUAGUGAUUAUAAGAAUCGUAUUGCACUAGCCCACAAUGGUACAAUAUACAAUUCACAUUGGUUAUUUGAACAUUUAAAAUGUUCACCACUUUUUCCCAAAAUAAAGUUACCUGAAUCAGAUUCAGAAGCAGUGGCACAUCUAAUAGGAAUGGAAAUGGAUUCAGGGUUGGAAUUGGAAGAUGCCAUUAAUAGCACGAUAAAGAAGCUGGAUGGCACCUGGGCAUUUGUUAUAGCAUCAACCGCUUUACCUUAUCUCAUAGUUUCCAGAAAGGAGUCACCUUUGUUGAUUGGAAAAAGAAAUGAUGAUAACGGAGUAAUCGUUGCAUCGGAAGUAAUUGCUUUUGGAAGCGGAGUAGAUAAAUAUGUGCCGCUAAGUGAUAAUACUACAAUGAAAUUGGAUGAUGCAACUAUGGAUAAGCUGUUUUCAACUGGGCCAGUAUAUCAAAUAAACAAUCCAAAAUUUGAAACCUCACCAUCUCCAUACAAAUACUGGAUUGAAAAAGAAAUUUAUGAGCAACCAAAAAGGCUACAAGACUUAUUUAACAAUCAAAAUUUUAAUUCUAUUCUGCAAAGUAUUAGUAAUGAGCCUGGGAUUGGAAAAUUCGAUUUUAUAUUCGCUGGUUGUGGAUCAUCACUCCAUUCUGCCCAUUUUAUUGCUUAUAUUAUGAAAUUAUUAAUACAUAAAUCAGCUAAAAAUACAUUCAAAGUGUAUGUUGUUGAUACCAGUGAGAUGACUAAGGAGUCUGCUAUGGAAUUUUAUGGCAGUCCUAAAUUUAUCAUAUACUUAUCUCAGUCUGGAGAGACAUUGGAUACUAUACAUUCAUUUAAUUUAUUAAAGACAAUUUCACCAAAAUCAAUAACCAUAUCAAUAGUAAACGAUUGUAAUAGUUAUUUGGCUCAAAUAACAAAUUACCCAUUAUGCUUAAAUGCUGGAAGAGAAAUGUCAGUUGCAUCCACAAAAACAUUUACCAGUCAAUCUUUUGCAGGCCUAAAACUUAUCCAAUCAAUUGUUUCUCAAUUAUCUAUGCCUGAUAGCCAAAAAAUAACAUCAGCGCUCGAAUCCUCACUAUCACUACUACCGACUAGUAUCACUUCAGUAUGUAAUCAAGUAGAAAAGAUUCAAAAACUAGCCAAACAAAUAACAACUAUCUGUGAAACUUGCAAUUCAUUGUUUAUUUUGGGUAGAGGAGCUUACUUUGUUAUAGCAAAGGAAGGCGCUCUGAAGUUGAAGGAAGUGCCAUACUUACAUGCAGAAGCUGUACAAUCUGGUUUAAUGAAACAUGGGACUUUGGCUAUGAUAAACAGUAAAGAUAAAACACCAACGAUAUCACUAAUAUUUGAAGAAGAUUAUUCUGUACCUAUAUGUGCUGCUGAGCAGUUGAAGGCCAGAGGGUCGUAUGUUGUUUGUGUUACAGAUAAGAAGGAAUUGGUUGAGGAUUUUGCAGAUGAAUUUAUUGUAAUUAAAGACAUAGGAUAUGCAACACCAUUAUCAGCAGUGGUUGUUUUCCAAUUACUAGCAUACUUUUGCGCAAUGGAAAGGGGGAUUGAUCCUGAUUAUCCUCGGGGCUUAGCCAAAACUGUGACUGUAUUAUAG